AUGCAGUUUUCGGCAGAAAAUAGCCAACUGCUUCAGAGUCUAGUGGCUGUGAUACGUAGCGCGAGCCAGCUGAAUGCUCAAGAUGUUGGCUUCAUACGCACUCUCGAUCGAAAGCUCAAGAAUUCGAGCGUUGAACAAUCUCAAAGACUACUAACUCUGAUCAAGAGGCUCAUUACGAGCGCUACAGGUGAAGAGGUUCAACUGUCCAAUGUAGCCGAUCUCACCUCCAAGUGGAACGCCGUCGACAGGGCAUUUGAUGUACUUUUAGACAAAGCUUCUUAUGCGCUUUCAGGUGAAUCAGACUCCCGUCAAUCAACUCCUGUUCCGUCGGACGUCCAAACCCAUGAAAAAUCUUUGGCCAAACCCCAGGAAAGUUUUGCACACGACGUCGAUAACUCCCCAGGACCUUUUAAACCAAAACUUAUAAGCAAACCACAUGCAAUUGUUGGUUUGGAGGAAUCUACCCAGCUAAAAGCGCCAGAUUCUGAGCACCCCAAGGAAUGGUAUGAUCAGCCUUACAAAACCGAGAUUGAGAAGGUACAAUAUCCAAAAGAGGUCUAUGAAAGCCGAGAACCAACAAUGUUCCGAAAAUGGAGCGAGACGCCGUUAUCGUUCGUGGAUACCCCCAAGCAGGUCAAGAAAAUGGUGUCUAAGCUUGCCAAAUGCUCUGCUAUUGCCGUUGAUCUCGAACACCACGAUUUACGCAGUUACAUGGGUCUGCUCUGCUUGAUGCAAAUAAGCACGGAAAAAGAAGACUUUAUUGUCGAUACCCUCAAACUACGCACGGAACUGCAGGUUUUGAACGAGGUGUUUUGCAACCCCAACAUUGUAAAGGUGUUCCACGGCGCCUAUAUGGAUAUACAAUGGUUGCAGCGUGAUUUGGGCGUUUACGUUGUGAAUCUUUUCGAUACAUAUCAUGCAUCGCGUGCUUUAGGUCUCGUAAAGCACAGUCUUGCCUUUUUGCUGCAAAAAUACGCCGAUUUUGAGCCCUCGAAACAGUACCAACGGGCUGACUGGCGGGUACGGCCGUUGAGCCAAGAACUAAUCGAUUACGCCCGUGCCGAUACACAUUUCUUGCUCUAUAUUUAUGAUAACCUGCGCAAUGAGCUUUUACAGUCUGGCAAGCUUGAGGAUGUAUUGCGUGAUUCCCGUUUAACUGCUGCAAAACGCUACGAGAAACCAGGUCAAGGCUCAGAGCCAGGAUGGCUCAAACUUGCUGUAACAAAUUCCCUCAAUCCCCAGCAGGCCGGUGUCAUGGCUAAACUAUAUGAAUGGCGCGAUGCAGAAGGUCGCAAGGCUGACGAGUCUCCAAAUUAUAUCAUGUCUAACGCUAUUCUUAUAAGCCUGUCCGCUCUCCACCCUACAUCCCCUUCAGGAGUGAUAAAUAUUGGAAGUCGUGUUCCUCCUCGGGUUCGUAAUGAUGCACAGGCGAUCGCUGAUGUGAUUGCAGAUGCUUUGAACCACCCCAUCGAUAUUCUUGCCUUUGCUCCUACGCCUGACCCCCAACUUGACCUGUUUUCCGAAAAAGCACUCAACGAGGUCAAGAAGCUGCGCAUGGCCAAACCACUUAUCUAUUCCGAGGCUGAUCGUGAGACAAAACAGCCUCCCACUGUAUAUCUCGGCGUUCUUAAAAUCGCUGAUUUGCCCAAUUCUACAAAGGAAGAGGCCGAUAGCGCAUCGGAAGAGGUACCCGAGGUGGAUGAAUCAAAGUCCUCAGUAGAGUCCGAAUCCGAGUCGGUCUCUGAGACAGAGGUUUUAGUCGCACCAAAGUCCCGGAAACGCAAAAUUCAGGUUGUUAAAAAUCUUAGUGAAGUCAACUUGCAACCAAACUCAUCUAAUCGUCACAAACUUGAGGAUCAGGAAGCGUUUGACUUUGAAUCUGCUGAACCUAUUACUCAAGAACGCAAAACUCCGGCAUUCAGGCCAUUUAGAGGAAAAGAUAAUGGACCUAGAGGUGCCCGUGGUCCCCGCAGGGUCGCUCAAGGGCGCUCUAAGACAUUUAAGAAGUAG
This is a messenger RNA of Wickerhamiella sorbophila, 2010 nucleotides long. RefSeq names its product Exosome complex exonuclease RRP6. The transcript has a single exon. Bases 1 to 2010 code for a protein of 669 amino acids. The record is from RefSeq and is a predicted model, not a curated record. Gene Ontology annotation, biological process: nuclear polyadenylation-dependent CUT catabolic process; nuclear polyadenylation-dependent snoRNA catabolic process; nuclear polyadenylation-dependent antisense transcript catabolic process. Gene Ontology annotation, cellular component: nucleolus; nuclear exosome (RNase complex). NCBI's taxonomy places the organism in Eukaryota, Fungi, Ascomycota, Dipodascomycetes, Dipodascales, Trichomonascaceae. Gene Ontology annotation, molecular function: 3'-5'-RNA exonuclease activity; nucleotide binding; nucleic acid binding.